Messenger RNA from Drosophila hydei, 1169 nucleotides. RefSeq lists its product as uncharacterized. The record is from RefSeq and is a predicted model, not a curated record. Lineage: Eukaryota; Metazoa; Arthropoda; Insecta; Diptera; Drosophilidae. The transcript has 3 exons. Bases 488 to 1093 code for a protein of 201 amino acids.
CCAUCAGCUGUUUUGGCUGGCCUGAGUCAAGCUGAGCUCAGCGCUUCGGUAGCUGCUUCAGUUCUGCUGUAAGCCGCCUUCAGGUUGCACGCGUCGCUGUGCGUUUUGUCGCGUGUGUUUUUGCUGCGGAUUUACAGUUACAUUAACAAACUCGUGUCGUGUGCGCUUGAAUGCCAAAUUUAAUAGCCACUGUGGCACAACAGCAACAACCGUUAACAGCAACUAGCGUUUAAUUUAACAACGUUUUCAAACUGAAAAGGAAAGAAACUUAAACAGAAACAGAUAUAAAAAGCAAAUCGUUUACUUUCGUUUUUCCAACUUUCAUUUUUGUUUGCCGCACUCACAAGUUUUCAUUGAAAAAAGUGUCACUGUCAGAGGCUGUGCUCUAUUACACAAAACCCCGUCAAACGGUGAUAACGAAUCGAGAGUUAAAUACGACAAGUUGUCCCAAAAAUACAAAAAACCACAACAAACACACGGAGUCGAUAUGGCGCUCAUGGACACCGCUUGGCGCUGCCGCCUGAUGAUAUUCGGAGUCGCUUCGCUGCUGCUGGUUGGCGAUCUCUUCGGCUAUGGCGGCUACAGUGUGCGCGGCGUUAAAUCGGAUCAUCCGGAUGAGGUGGGCGUGCAGGGUGGCGGUGCGCCGACUGGACCAGCUGCUGCUGGCAAGUUUCAGCAGAAGAAUGCCGAAAUCGACAUAGGCGAAGAACACGACUUUGAUGAGUUCUCGGCAGCAGCUGCACUCAAGCCAGCUGCAGCUUUGACUGGAGCCAGUCUGAAAACCAAGUCACGGCUGUCGGAUACCACCAUCAAGGAAUCGUGUCUGCCCAAGAUGCUGUGCGAGCUGGCUGCAAAGCCCGAAUACCAGCUGAGCGAAAAGGAGCGCGAGCUGCUUCGAUUGAUCAGAUCGCCGACUAUGCCCUGGAUGAUGAAUAUGCCGCCAAGUAAAUGGUAUUUUGCUGCCCACAUGGGCGAGCUCAUGCGUCACACUAGCGACAAUCUGAGCGGACCCGCAGGCUGUGCCAAUCUCUGGCCGAACUGCCCCAUCAGCUCCAAGAAGCUAAUGAAACUCAGCUAUAAAGUGCGCGUGUAGAUGCCAGCCAAUGUGAUCAUAGAUUAUUAACUUAAGCACUAGAUAUAGUAGGCGUGCAAACACACACACACACACA